Talaromyces proteolyticus is the source of this 2631-nucleotide messenger RNA. RefSeq names its product docking domain of Afi1 for Arf3 in vesicle trafficking-domain-containing protein. NCBI's taxonomy places the organism in Eukaryota, Fungi, Ascomycota, Eurotiomycetes, Eurotiales, Trichocomaceae. The coding region runs from base 1 to 2436 and encodes 811 amino acids. Gene Ontology annotation, cellular component: plasma membrane. The record is from RefSeq and is a predicted model, not a curated record. The transcript has 3 exons. Gene Ontology annotation, biological process: actin cortical patch localization.
AUGGCGAAUCCUCUUCCCGUUCGAACGCCGACUGGCGACUCUCAGACAGAGAAGUUUCCAAACCUAGCCUCUUUUCCAUCAUCCUCCCAGCUCAGCUCGAAUGGGUUGCCUCGCCUUUCGCCGGCAGCCUCGUUCGUGAGACGCUCUCCAAGCAAUGCAAAGCCCACUCGUCGUCGUCCAUCAGUAGAGCAUCCGGAUGUUCUUAAAACUGGGAAAUCACGGCGCUUCAAGUCCCAGUAUCCACUAGACUCGCCCGAACGCCAUGUUGAAUAUAUUCUAGUAGCCUCCUUCCACAUCGACCGCGGUCCGAUUAUGGAGCACCAGUACCCCGCUCCCAUUAGUGGGGAUGAGAGUAUGCUUGCGGAGCUGAUGCUUCCCGAUCAAACUCACGUUCGGAGUCAAGAUUGGACAAUAUUCUUCCUACACAAGGAUACGGGCUCAGACGACGAAGAUGAUGAAGAAGGAGGCAAAAAAUCAAAGAAAAGGCGAAAGAAUAAAGGAAAGAUGGACUCUUAUGAAGGCCAAGGCCAUGACCCCAAUGAGCAGAAUGAUGGAGAAGAAGGCAGUGAUUAUGAUACAGACGACGACGACGAUGAUGACGACGGAAGCGGCGAAGGCCCGCCUCUUAUGUACGUGUUGAAUUUGGUCAAUACGAAGCAAGACAAUACAGUUCGCCGAACUAGUGGCGCCGUUGUGAAAGCCAUGGCCAUCUGUACCCGCCAUUCAUUUCUUCAUAUAUAUAAACCAUUACUUUUGCUAGCCUUAGAAGAGUAUUUCAAAUCACCCUAUCCGGAAACUCUUGCCAGUCUAUAUGACGCUGUGAAUGCCAUGGAUCUUUCACUUUUACCCCGGUUCUCUUUACUGGAGCGAACUAUCCUGCAGGCCAGUGAUUCGAAAGACAUGUUUAUUGAGAAAUUCGAGCGCAUGAUUGAGCAACGAAUUGCAGAUGACGAAUCUGAGCGAAUAUCAGAGCCGUCUUCGCCCGAUUCGUCGUCCAAGACACGUUACGCCCUCCCACGAGACACGCAUGAGUACGAAUCCAAGGUAGUCUAUAACGAGAUACCGAUCCCCGUCAAGGUCCCAACCGUCAUUUGGCCAGAGACGGUGGGAGACUUUUCACUGGUCAAAUUGAUUCAGAUCUUUGCAGCUCCGCACUCGGCUACGCCUCAACCGUUUGCCCUUCAUUCCCAUCUCACCACUAAUGGUGCAUAUACGCACCCGAUCAUUGUGUUGAUCAAUGCUUUGCUAACUCAGAAACGAGUGGUCUUCCUUGGACAUAACCGCCCGUCCGGGGAAGUUGCGGAAGCGGUUCUUGCAGCGUGUGCUUUGGCGUCUGGGGGCAUUCUUCGGGGCUUCACUCGCCAUGCGUUCCCAUACACAGAUCUCACGAAGAUUGAUGAUCUUCUUAAAGUGCCUGGGUUCGUCGCCGGGGUUACAAACCCGACCUUUGCCAAUCAUCCAGAAUGGUGGGAUUUACUUUGUGACCUCCCAACAGGUCGAAUGAAGAUCAGCAGCCGGAUUGAGCAGGCACCAAUCACAGAAGGAUCGAGGUUCUUUGAACAGCAGAACGGUGGAAGCUCGUCUGGACAGGGAGGGGGGUCUGUUGACCCAACCGGUGAUGUGGCUUUCAUGAAUGAUAUUCUUCAAAGCAUCAGUCAGCGAUAUGGAGAGGGGGUGAUUCGUGCCAAAUGGCGGGCUUAUAUCCUCAAAUUUACUAGAGUCGCCGCCGCGUUUGAGGAAAGCGUUUAUGGUGCAUCCGCUCUAUACAUUAUGGGACCAGGAGAGGAUGCCACUUACAGCCCGAGUGGCACGAAAGCAGACCCUACGGACCCGGCAUCACUUCGCGGUCAUGGCUACGUGUGGUCGGACGAGGCGAGCAAAAUCCGAGAGCUGGCCGCGUCCGUUUCUCGAAUUGAAGGCUGGCGUAAUACCCGGUCUUAUUAUGGAUUUAUUCAAGAUGUUGCGACGUCAUACAAUGCGAUUGGUCCUGUUAAAUCGAUGGAUCUACAGCACCACCAUGACCGACUGCGUUCGUUGAAGCUUUCGUCUGAGGAUGCGGGCAUCAUUUAUCUUGCUUUAUCGCACGCAAUACGAGACUAUGCUGGUAUCUGCCAAUUGCUCACGGUCACACCGGAGAGCCAGGCUGGGCUGUUCUACGUCAGCCUCGGACUGUUGCACCAGGAUCCAGCCGUUCGGGAGGCUACUGCAGACCUCCUAGACCGCAUCUCUAACCAUGAAGCUGGGCGACAUUUCUGGACUUCGGUCGGACGAUUCACCAAACUUGCCUACAUGCGCGUCCGACGAGAUCGCGAUGCGCUCGCCAGCCCAGCACUGUCUACGGCCAGCCAAGGAGAUCCUUUCGGAGCUCCACUUCAGCAACAACAGAGCUUAGUGGGUAUCGCAAUGGGGGAUACCAACGCCAAUCGAAGGAGCUGAACAACACGCUAACUAUAAUUAGAGCUGAUGCUGGUGCAUUCUUCUGCUGUCUAUUUUCAUGCAACUGGAGCGUUUCUUUCUUCCCAUACAUACGUCAUUUCUUGUUAUCUUCUCUGACACACAGAUUUGAGGAAUAUACCACCGAGCUCUCUUGCUUUCAACUAUCUUCCGGAUGUCUUAAAUCACUGAUGUAGU